Messenger RNA from Physcomitrium patens, 2362 nucleotides. RefSeq names its product V-type proton ATPase catalytic subunit A. The record is from RefSeq and is a predicted model, not a curated record. Gene Ontology annotation, biological process: proton transmembrane transport; ATP metabolic process. NCBI's taxonomy places the organism in Eukaryota, Viridiplantae, Streptophyta, Bryopsida, Funariales, Funariaceae. Gene Ontology annotation, cellular component: proton-transporting V-type ATPase, V1 domain; plant-type vacuole. Gene Ontology annotation, molecular function: proton-transporting ATPase activity, rotational mechanism; ATP binding; ATP hydrolysis activity.
GUCACGCUGCAUCCCCCUCCUCCUCCCCCGUCCUUCUGCUGCUGCUCCAUCCUUCUCCUUUUCCUUCUUCUUCCUCUUCUUCUGCCGCUGCUGCUGAUGCAGGAGCGUGAAUAGGGUGCUAGAGCAGCGGGCAUCGCGUGGGUGGACUCCUCACUCACUCCCCCUUUACUUCUCCUCCUCCUCCUUCUCACCACCACCACCACCACUCGUCAGAGAGAGACGGAGAAUUGUAGUAGUGAUAGUAGCAGUGCUUUCCUGCCUACCUGCUUUCCCCUUCCCGCAUCUCUCGCUUCGUUUCACUUCUGUAUUCGAUACUCCCCCCACCUGUUGCUACGUUCUGUGUGUCCCUCCCGCUAGUGCUUCUCCAUCAUGCCCGCCUUGCAUGGAGAGCGUCUCUUCACCUUCGAGGAGGGCGAGCAAGAGAGCGAGUAUGGCUAUGUCCGCAAGGUGUCCGGGCCAGUGGUGGUGGCUGAUGGAAUGGGAGGAGCAGCCAUGUACGAGUUGGUCCGUGUAGGACACGAUAAGCUGAUUGGAGAGAUUAUUCGUCUUGAGGGUGAUUCAGCUACCAUUCAAGUCUACGAAGAGACAGCAGGCUUGAUGGUCAAUGAUCCGGUUUUAAGGACACGCAAGCCUCUUUCAGUUGAGCUUGGUCCAGGUAUAUUGGAGAACAUCUUUGAUGGAAUUCAGCGACCUUUGAAAGCUAUUGCACUUCAGUGUCAAGAUGUGUACAUCCCUCGUGGAGUUGCAGUACCUGCUCUCGAUAGGAAAAGACAAUGGGAAUUCAAACCUAAAGGCUUGAGUAUUGGUGAUGCGAUUACGGGAGGUGAUUUAUACGGAACUGUUUUUGAGAACAGUUUGAUCGAACAUCACCUCGGAUUGCCACCUGGUGCUAUGGGGAAAAUCACCUAUAUUGCUCCUGAGGGAGAGUACUCUAUACAGGAUGAAGUUAUUGAACUGGAGUUCCAAGGAGAAAAGAAAAAGUUCACCAUGCUUCAGGCCUGGCCUGUGCGCACACCAAGACCUGUUGCUGAGAAGCUGGCAGCUGAUACUCCGUUGCUCACUGGUCAGCGUAUACUGGAUGCUCUAUUCCCUUCUGUUCUUGGAGGUACUUGCGCCAUUCCUGGUGCAUUUGGAUGUGGAAAGACUGUCAUUAGUCAAGCGCUCUCUAAGUACUCCAACUCCAAUGCAGUUGUUUACGUCGGCUGUGGAGAGCGUGGAAAUGAAAUGGCUGAGGUGCUGAUGGAUUUUCCACAACUGACGAUGACCUUACCCGACGGUCGGGAGGAGUCCGUCAUGAAGCGUACUACGCUUGUGGCCAACACAUCAAACAUGCCUGUGGCUGCUCGUGAAGCAUCUAUUUAUACAGGCAUUACUUUAGCAGAGUACUUCAGAGAUAUGGGGUAUAAUGUCAGUAUGAUGGCUGACUCUACGUCUCGCUGGGCAGAGGCCCUUCGAGAAAUUUCUGGACGACUUGCUGAGAUGCCUGCGGACAGUGGUUACCCAGCUUACCUAGCUGCAAGAUUAGCUUCUUUCUAUGAAAGAGCAGGGAAAGUUAAGUGUCUGGGGAGCCCGAACCGGACUGGUAGUGUUACCAUUGUUGGAGCUGUUUCACCUCCUGGUGGAGACUUCUCAGACCCUGUAACUGCAGCUACUCUUGGUAUCGUUCAGGUGUUUUGGGGACUUGACAAGAAACUUGCACAACGUAAACAUUUUCCAGCUGUGAAUUGGCUCAUUUCGUAUUCAAAGUACACCCAGGCUCUUGAAGGUUUUUAUGAGAACUUUGACUCUGAUUUUAUUGGGAUUAGAACAAAAGCUAGAGAGGUGUUGCAGCGAGAAGAUGACUUAAAUGAAAUUGUGCAGCUUGUUGGUAAAGAUGCCUUGGCAGAAACAGAUAAAAUUACUCUGGAAGUUGCUAAACUCUUGCGUGAGGACUAUUUGGCUCAGAACGCUUUCAGCACUUAUGAUAAAUUUUGCCCAUUUUAUAAGUCGGUGUGGAUGAUGCGCAACAUUGUCCACUUCAACACUCUUGCCAAUCAGGCUGUUGAGCGAGCUGCUGGUCCGGAGGGGCAGAAAAUUACGUACAACAUCAUCAAGCAGCGCUUGAAUGAUCUCAUCUAUCGUCUUGUAUCCAUGAAGUUCGAGGAUCCCUCCGAUGGUGAAGAUGUUCUGACUGAGAAAUACAAGAAGCUGUAUGAUGAUUUGACGGCCGGGUUCAGGAAUCUCGAGGACGAAUAUCGCUAACUUGCGAGACUACAUAAGUUUCUCUUUUAGGCACUGCUAGAUGAGUGUUCCAAUACUUUCGUGUAAAGCGAAUUCUUGUAAUGGUGUGCAAUAUAUGAAUAGAUUAUCUGCCGCAAAUAAC